AUGUGUAGUUUAAGUUUAAAGCUAAAUAGACUAUCAUCAUCAUUAUUAUCAUUUACAACAGCAGCCUCUCGAGUAAACAAUACAUUAAUAACUAAUCAGAUUCCUCAUUCUUCACUCUUUUGCUGUAGUAAUAGACAACUAUCAUCAUCGACAUCAUCGACAUUCUUUAAACUAGACAAUACAAACAAUAGUAAUAAGAAGUAUUAUACAACCUCAUCAUCAUCAUCAUCAACUCCAUCAUUUGUUGAUUUACAAUAUAAAAUAAUGACAUCUCAAACCAAUACACAAAGACUAUUACCAGUUGAAAAGCAAGCAGACUGGAGAUUCAACACUCACGAACUCCCCGGUAUCUUUAGAGGUAUUCCUGAUAUUUUCGAUGGUAUCACUGUCAACGAUGACACUCAAUAUCCAAAUGAUGUUGAUACUUUUGAAAUUCAUCUUAAAAAUAGUAUUGAAUAUUGGGUAGAAAAUAAGAGAAGAGGAGUAUGGAUUAAAAUACCAGAAUCAAAGUCUGAAUUCAUUCCAAUUGUUGUUAGACAAGGAUUUUCAUUCCAUCAUUGUCAAUCGGAUUAUAUCAUGUUGACAAAAUGGUUGCCUCAAGACAAGAAUAGAUUGCCAGACUAUACAUCUCAUUUCAUUGGUUGUGGAGGAUUGGUCAUCAACGACAAGAAAGAGAUUCUUUUAAUCACCGAGAAACAACGUCCCAACAAAUGGAAGAUUCCAGGUGGUGCUCUCGACUCGGGCGAGGAUAUUUGUACUACUGCAGUUCGUGAAGUUUGGGAGGAAACUGGUGUAAAGACUGAAUUUGUUUCGGUACUUGGUUUUAGACAACUACACAACUAUCAAUUCAAUAGAGGUGAUAUUUAUUUUGUUUGUGCUCUCAAACCUCUAUCUUCUGAUAUUAAUUUGGAUCCAAAUGAAAUUGCUCAAUGUAAAUGGCUUCCUAUUGAAGAAUUUGUAAAGAACCUUGAAACAUUCCCAUUACAAAGAUCUAUUUCAAGAUUGGCUUACGAGUAUGCAUUCAAUGGAUAUAAAGGUCUCAAGGCAUCAGAAGUUUCAAAUUCUCUAAAGAAUGGUAAUUCAUUUGUUUAUCAUGGAUCUGAUGCUGAUUUUGAUGAUUUGAUUUGGGUAAAUCCAGAUAAAAAAACAAAUGGUACACAUUAA
Messenger RNA from Cavenderia fasciculata, 1164 nucleotides. RefSeq lists its product as uncharacterized. The transcript is spliced from 3 exons. Lineage: Eukaryota; Evosea; Eumycetozoa; Acytosteliales; Cavenderiaceae. Bases 1 to 1164 code for a protein of 387 amino acids. Gene Ontology annotation, molecular function: ADP-ribose diphosphatase activity; NADH pyrophosphatase activity; NAD binding. The record is from RefSeq and is a predicted model, not a curated record.